AGUCAUGCGCGUACACGUGGGAGUGCGUGUGCGCGCGCAGAGGGGCGGAGCCCCGGAGGUGCGUGCGUGAUGAUAUCUGCCUGCUGGGGAUCUUCAUCUUCUUUUCCCGCCGACACCAAAGCAAGACGCGGCGCGGAUGUCUUCACCCGCCAUGGAAGUUCAGUAGGAGGCGAAGCUUCUUCCCCUCAUGUUGUCCUCGGGAGACCCGCCGGACUUUCCUCGACGUGACCCAGCACCGAAUGACCAACGCUGGCUGCUUGGGAACCAUGAAAAGGUGCUGGUGGGAGCCGCUCCUCCUCCUCCUCCUCGGCUUGCUUGUGGCUCUGCCGGGGCCCCUCGGGGCUGGGACCCCCACAAACAGCAGCCCGGAUGCGGGCACGACCGCGUUUCGCCCUCCGAACACCUCCGACCAAGUGAACACGGAGUACGAGUUGACUUCCGCUUUUCCUUCCACGGAGAGUUUUCCUCCAUCCCAGCGGGACCUGCCGCUCACUCUCUCCCCGGAUACUGAGCAACCACAAACCCGGAGAGAAACCAGCACCAGGUCCCAGGAGACCAUCGGUGCGUCCACUGAGAUGUUUACGUCCUCCACAGACGGUCACUCCUCCGAAACCAGCAGCAGCAGCAGUAGCGACUGGAGGGACUCCCCGCAAACACCACAUCUUCCUGACGUGUCACUCGGUAUCUCUGAUCGAGCACUGUCUCCUCGGACGGUGACAGAGGAGCUGCCGCGGGACAGCCCGCGCUCCAGUGUGCGCACGGGGGAGCCCGCGUCGUCCCCGUCGCAGACACAGGCCCUCACGGGCCGCAUCUUCAACGCCACCGCCGUCAGUCGGGCUGGCGAGAGGACGCUGCUGUCCGUCACCUCGUCUUCCUCCAGCAAUAGCUCGGCGGUCACACAGGACUUCAGCUCCCAUCAGCCCCGCUCCACCUGGAGCGUCGCAUCCACCGUGGAGACCGAGGACUACACCCACAGCGCCCCGUCCACCAGGAGUGAAGAAACCAGGAGCCGCUCUUUAACUGCGUCUUCUUCUUCAGAGCCUGACAGCCCAGAGACCCCCGCAGGGACCCAAACUCUUGUUGGACCUCUAAAUGCCACCCAGCAUCAAUACAUCCCAACAUCAGAGGAACCUUCACAGUCAACACGCGGGCUCUCCAGCACAGACCCCAUCCAUGAGUCCACCUCAUCCACGCCUCCUGCUGGACUCCCCACGCUUACAUCAUACCCAUAUUCCACCGUCCAGCCCUCCACGGAAUCUUCCACCGGAACGGGCAGCUUCAGCACUCGGAGGCACGAGGGCACCGAGAGUUCACCCGAGAGCAGAGAGGAAAGUGUGAGCUUUAUUGUCACCACAGCGCCCCCUCUGGUCAGCAGUACAACUAACCAGUAUGACUCUCAGAGGGAAACAACUGCAGUCUUCAUCGCCACGACAACAGUCACAGGAACUGACAGAUCCGAGGUAACAGAAGAGGAGACGGACGUGAAUCGUAAAUCGACCGCGUUCACCAGCGUCCCUCCGCUCCUCGCCACCUCCUCUUCCACGCUGGGCUUCACGCCGCAGCCUUCCACCCAGGCCACCAUCUCCUCCACCACCGGCGCCCCGACUCCGCCCCAGCAGAUGUCCGCGGCACCCCCGGCUCUCGGCCGAGUUCCCACGGCAUCGGCCAAGACGACCCGGCCCGCCGACGUCACCGCCUGGCAGCGGGAAACCAGCGCGGGCGCCACCACGCCGCAAGGUCCACACUCCGCUGCCACGCACACCCGCACCAACCCUACGGAGCGCACAGAGGCUCCGCCCACCACACGCGUGCCCACAGACAGGGUGACCACAGAGGAGGUGGAAGCGUCAUCUCCCACUCAUGUUCAGCCCACCAAGGCAGCUCCACCAAGAGACCCUUGUGUGUCCAACCCGUGUCUGAAUGGGGGGAUGUGCGUGAGCUACGAGCACCGGCGGUUCAGGUGCGGCUGUCCGCAGGCCUGGACGGGGCCCACCUGCAACCAAGACAUGGAUGAGUGUGAGAAGGACCCCUGCCCUGUGGGCUCCACGUGCGUGAACACCAGGGGCUCCUUCAGCUGCGAAUGUCCGCUCGGCUUCCACCUGGAGGACGGACGCACUUGCACCAGAGCAAAAACGUUCCUGGGAACAUUCAGCCUAAAUAAAGUGUCCCACGACAACCGAGUCUUCAAGAGCGCCACCGUGCACGAGAUCCAGAGAGAGCUUCUUCAGCUGCUCAACGCCUCCUUGUCCAUCCUCCGAGGUUACAGCCGCUCCACUCUCAGCAAGAAAUAUAACACCCCCUCCAGAGAAGUGGACGGUAUUCGUAUCUCCGCUGUCAACAUGUUCUCUGUCUCCACUGACGUGACCAGCGCUGACGUCUACAACAGCAUUCAGAUGUCUCUAAAAAACUGCACUUCCUGGCAGUCCCACUGCCGAGUGGUUCUGCACCACACACUCACCUACCAGGUGGAGAGUCUUUGUCUGGCCCAGAAUAUUCCGUGCGAUAGCGAACGUUCCGCCUGCUCUGACGUCAGCGGCAGCGCCCAGUGCCAGUGUCUGCAGGGAUACUACAAACACGACCCCGACGACCUGUCCUGCUUAGAAUGUGGCGAUGGCUACCGGCUGGAAAAUAACACCUGUGUCCCGUGCAUCUUUGGCUUCGGAGGAUUCAACUGUGGGAAUUUCUACAAGCUGAUUGCUGUUGUUGUAUCGCCUGCAGGGGGCGCCCUGCUCCUUAUCCUCGUCAUCGCCCUCAUCGUCACUUGCUGCAAGCGGGACAAGAACGACAUCAACAAGAUCAUCUUCAAGAGUGGAGAUCUGCAGAUGUCUCCGUACGCGGACUUCCCCAAGACCAACCGCAUCUCCACGGAGUGGGGGCGGGAGACCAUUGAGAUGCAGGAGAACGGCAGCACCAAGAACCUUCUGCAGAUGACUGACAUUUACUAUUCUCCCGCCUUACGGAACUCUGACCUGGAGAGAAACGGCUUGUACCCGUUCACAGGUCUGCCGGGGUCUCGCCACUCCUGCAUCUACCCUGCCCAGUGGAACCCGUCUUUCACCAGCGACGACUCAAGGCGAAGAGACUACUUCUAACCCGGGAAGUAUUCUGGCACCCUCACAGUCAUUGAAUACUUGUGACUUCAGAUUACUAAAGUGCACAGUUUUGCAAGUCAAAUGUGGCCUGAGAGGGUUGCAGUGCCUUUGCAUGGCUUCAACUCAUUUCCCUCAACGGACUACUAAAUGCAAAAUAUUGGUAUGCUGAAAUAUACACUGCUCAAAAAAAUUAAAGGAACAGUUUUUUAUCAGGGUAUGGCAUGAAUUCAAUUGCACUUUUCUGAUAAGGUUUUGGUCAGGUAUGUGGCAGAGGGGGUUGUUAAUCAGUUUUGCAUUGGUGUUGAUGGAAUUAACAACAGGUGCACUAGAGGGGCAACAACGAGAUGGCCCCCAAAACAGGACUGGUUUUGCAGGUGGGGGCCAUUUCAAGUUCUUCCCUCUUGAUCUUUUUUAACUGUUUUCCCACAAGUGUUGGCUUUAGCUAGAGCAGGGGUCUGCAACUUGCGGCUCUUUGAUCACUCUGAUGCGGCUCAGCUGCAUACUUGCCGACCCUCACGAUUUUCCCGGGAGACUUUCGGAUUUCCGAGGAUGUCCCUCGGGAAGUCCUGUGGGGAGUGCUCAGAGAGUACGGGGUAUUGGACUGUCUGAUUGUGGCAGUCCGCUCCCUGUAUUAUCAGUGCCAGAGCUUGGUCCGCAUUGCCGGUAGUAAGUCGGACACGUUUCCAGUGAGGGUUGGACUCCGCCAAGGCUGCCCUU
Nerophis lumbriciformis (worm pipefish) is the source of this 3809-nucleotide messenger RNA. RefSeq names its product heart development protein with EGF-like domains 1 (gene heg1). Gene Ontology annotation, molecular function: calcium ion binding. The record is from RefSeq and is a predicted model, not a curated record. Lineage: Eukaryota; Metazoa; Chordata; Actinopteri; Syngnathiformes; Syngnathidae. Gene Ontology annotation, biological process: heart development.